Choloepus didactylus (southern two-toed sloth) is the source of this 3022-nucleotide messenger RNA. It is a transcript of the gene DNAAF2, whose product is annotated as dynein axonemal assembly factor 2. Gene Ontology annotation, biological process: axonemal dynein complex assembly. Gene Ontology annotation, cellular component: cytoplasm. Lineage: Eukaryota; Metazoa; Chordata; Mammalia; Pilosa; Megalonychidae. The record is from RefSeq and is a predicted model, not a curated record. The coding region runs from base 160 to 2700 and encodes 846 amino acids. The transcript is spliced from 3 exons.
GUGCACGCGCAGACCAAGGGCUUGGAUUCUCAGGCCGUUACGGACCGCAGCUGCCUCAUUCUCCUUACACCUGGGACUCCGUGCUGCGAGGCACCCCCACCCCCACCCCGGGCUUGGAUUUAUCCUUCUUGGCCCUAGGGUAAGGGGCUACGGGACAGUAUGGCCAAGCCGGGUGCUUCCUCGCCGCUGGAGGACUUGGACCUGAGCGGAGACGAGGUACAGCGGCUCACCACCGCCUUCCAAGAUCCGGAGUUUCGGCGGAUAUUCUCCGAGUACGCCAAGGAGAUCACAGACCCCGAAAACAGGCGGCGCUAUGAGGCGGAGGUCACUGCCUUGGAGCGAGAGCGGGGAGUGGAGGUGCGGUUUGUGCACCCGGAGCCUGGCCACGUGCUGCGCACCAGCCUAGACGGGACGCGGCGUUGCUUCCUCAACGUCUGUAGCAAUGCGUUGGUGGGCGCGCCCAGCAGCCGGCCUGGCUCCGGGAGCGCGGCGCACGGCCACCAAUGGUCCCUCCCCUAUAGCCUGGCGCCAGGCCGUGAGUACGCGGGGCGCCAUGGCACCCGCUACACGGUGUACGACGUAGUCUUCCACCCCGAGGCACUCGAGCUAGCCAGACACCACGAGCGCUUCCGCCAAAUGCUGAACGCCACGGCCCUGGAGGCUGUGGAGAAGCAGUUCGGCGUGAAACUGGACGGCAGGAAUGCCAAGACCCUGAAGAUCAAGUACAAGGGGAUCCCGGAGGCCGCCGUACUCCGUACGCCCCUCCCCGGGGGCGCCCCGGUCCGGCCCGAAGGGGAGCCGGAGGGCCUUCUCCCGGAUUUCCCCUACCCGUACCAGUACCCGGCGACUACCGGGAACACUGCGGUCCCGCAGGCCCAGGCGCCCUCCCCUCCGAAGGCGGCCCCGCAGCCCGCUCCCACCGAGCCUCGCUACAGUGUGGUGCAGCGCCACCACGUGGACCUGCAGGAUUACCGCUGCUCCCGGGACUCAGCCCCGAGCCCUGUGCCCAGCGAGCUAGUGGUCACCAUAGAGCUGCCGCUGCUGCGCUCGGCGGAACAGGCGGCGCUAGAGGUGACGGAAAAAUUGCUGUGCCUCGACUCAAGGAAACCCGAUUACCGACUUCGGCUCUCGCUUCCGUACGCAGUGGAUGACAGGCGCGGCAAGGCGCAGUUCAACAAGGCCCGGCGCCAACUGGUGAUCACACUUCCCGUGGUGCGACUUCCAGCGCACCGGAAGACGGCAGCAGCGCCGGAAGAGUCCGCGGACGGGUCCGGAACUGACGGCACGUUCUGCGCUUCUGUUCGCAACAAGGAGGCGGGCCCUGCAGGGGGGCGCGCGGGUGGCGGAGGCUCGGAUCCUGGCGAAGCUGGGAUUACAGAGGCCGGAAUCGCCACUCUGGAUUCCUCCGAGGUGGCAUCCCCGCUGGCCGGCGCCGGAGAGGAGCUAGUUCCCGAGCCGGAGAAGCAGGACUUCGGCGGGCACGGGUGGUCACCGCUGGGCAUCGCGGAGCAGCCGCCUCCCGAAGCAGGGAGCUUAUCUGGGAAGGUUGGCGGAGAUUCUUUGUGUACUUCAGCUGGGGAACUUGACCCGGGGUCUUCUGCAGCAAGGGCCGGUGAGCGCGGAGAUCUUAGUGUGGAGGCACGCUUGGACCCGGAAGCCAGAGGCAAGGAGCCAUGUGACGGAGCCAUGGCUAGACCUAGAACAGAGAUUGGGGAACCUUUAUGUCCUCCUUUGCAGUGUAAUCAGAAUGAAGAAUCUCUGACUCUUAUAAUUCAAGUGCCUCGGAUCCAGCCGCAAAGUCUGCAGGGGGAUUUGAGCCCUCUUCGGUACAAAUUGUGCUUCUCCACACAGGACUUAGUUUACUAUUCCUUCUUUUUGCAAUUUGCUCCAGAGAAUAAAUUGAGUGUCAGAGAACCCGUGAUUAGCAUUUCUUCAAACAAUGCAGUGAUAGACCUGUGCAAGUCUCCAGAAAGCCAUGGAAUUUGGAGAGAAUGGUAUUAUGGUUUAAACAACGAUUCUUUGGAGGAAAGGUUGUUUGUUAAUGAAGAAAAUGUGAAUGGAUUUCUAGAUGAGGUCCUGAGCCCUCCAUUCAAACACACAAUCCCCCUAACCCCACCAUUAAUUGAAGUUCUUCAGGUUACUGAUAAUAAGAUUCGAAUUCAUGCAAAGAUGCAAGAAUAUAACUAUGAUAAGCUUCAUAAAAAGGAAGAAAGAAUCAAUGGAAGAAGUAAUCUGAAUGAAAAAGAAAAUAAAGAACAUCUUACCACCACUACAACUGAUGUUGUACAAAAACAUAUACUGGGAAAUGCCAGACCUUCUGAAUUUGUAAUAGAUAAAGCACUAGAAACAUACAGUUGUGGUUCAGUUGCAUGCUUGCAACAAGAGUCUCUUGACAAUUCUCAAGUGCUAUUUGGAAAAUCUCAGCAACCUAAGUCAACAGUGAAACCUGAGUUUAUAAAAGAAAAAAGUGCUUACUCAAAUGAGGAAAAACAGAAUUUAAAAGAAAAAACAUUAACUGAAAAGAAAGAAUUAGAUGAUCACCUAUCUUCAUUACUGAACACAACUACAGUUCACAAUCUAUCUGCUUUUGAAAGCAUAAAAGAAACUAAUAUGCAGGAUGGUAGUGUGCAGAUUAUUAAAGAUCAUGUGACUCAGUGUGCAUUCAGUUUUCAGAAUCCUUUGCUAUAUGACCUGGAUUAAUUCUUUAUAAUUUUGGAAUUAAAAGGUUAACAGUAAACUGUUGGGGCCUAAAGUAGAUUCUAUAAACUAUCAUCUUAAAAGCUGUUUAGGGAAAUAUAAAAUUAAAAUUUGCAAAUUUUAUUCUCAUUGGGGAAUUUGGAGUUGUUUCUUUUACCCCUCUAGAGAAGUUAAACAAAUUUUCCUUAAUUAUGGCGAUAGGUUUUGUGAUUCUGUGUUUUUUCUAAUGGAAAGUUAAACAUUUAUUUUAAUUCAAUCUGUAUAAACUUAUAUGUUGGUUUUUUUUUUGUUUGUUACAUUAAUAAAGUUUCAAAAUAUUCACUAA